AUGCUCAGCAGAUCUCCAUUGGUACCUUUGAGAUUCCCAGCAACCGGCUUCAAAGUCAUUCCUGCGACUGAGUUGCUCGAAGAGGAACACUAUGAGGAGUUCAAGACGGGAAAUUACUGCCCAGUUAACAUUGGCGAUGUAUAUGGCUCCAACACAUACCAAAUACUCGGCAAGCUAGGAUUUGGAUCAACUUCGACGGUGUGGCUCGCCCGUAACCUACAAAAUCACAGAUAUUUUGCCUUGAAAGUGUUUACCCGAAAUCAUGGAGAGGCGUGUCGAAACGAGCUUCGAACCUACGAGGCCAUAGCCAAAGCGAAUCCUUACCAUCCUGGCCAUUCACAUAUUAGGACAGCAGUGGGCAUGUUUGAAAUAGAACGGCAAGGGGGUAAUCACCAGUGUCUUGUCCAGCCGCCGAUGUGGGAUAGCUGGAGAGACCUCCUCUACCGAAAUCCAAGCGGCCGAUUCUCCGUAGCGCUCCUGAAGGGUGGCCUGCGGCAUCUCCUACUAGCCCUAGACUAUCUACAUACAGAGUGCAAGCUCGUCCACACAGACAUUAAAGCGGAUAACAUACUACACGCAAUUGCUGACAAGGGGAUACUCGAAUCCUUCAUGAAAGACGAGAUGAAGAUGCCAUCCCCCCGUAAAUAUGUCGACAAGGCUCCUAUCUAUACGUCUAGACGCUUUGGUCUACCUGAAGACUUCGGUAGGAUCGUGUUAAGUGACUUUGGAGAGGUGGUGAAGGGUGAUGUUAAACGAAACCACAACGCGCAGCCGGACGUGUAUAGGUCUCCUGAGGUUAUGCUUCAAGCUGCGUGGAGCUACCCUAUUGAUAUAUGGAACGUAGGAGCCAUGAUCUGGGAUGUAUUUGAAGGCGGCCACUUGUUCCAUGGCAUAGAUCCAGAGAAAGGCUGCUACACAACCAGGGCGCAUCUUGCAGAAAUAAUCGGGCUUCUUGGCCCGCCAUCCCUAGACCUUCUCCAGCGAGGGGUUAGAAGCAAGGAGUUCUUCUCAGAAGAUGGUCAAUGGAUUGCGGACUGCCCUAUUCCUCAGGGUAAUAGCCUGGAGAAGACAGAGCUGGUCCUCACCGGGAGGAAUAAGGAGAUGUUCCUGAACUUUGUAAGGGGGAUGCUAACGUGGCGGCCAGAAGACCGCAAGACAGCGAAGGAGUUGCUGGAGGACCCGUGGCUGAAGACGUGGGAGAUAUCUGAUUAG
This is a messenger RNA of Arthroderma uncinatum, 1212 nucleotides long. RefSeq names its product kinase domain-containing. The transcript has 5 exons. The record is from RefSeq and is a predicted model, not a curated record. Gene Ontology annotation, molecular function: protein kinase activity; ATP binding. Gene Ontology annotation, biological process: regulation of mRNA processing; protein phosphorylation; spliceosomal complex assembly. Bases 1 to 1212 code for a protein of 403 amino acids. NCBI's taxonomy places the organism in Eukaryota, Fungi, Ascomycota, Eurotiomycetes, Onygenales, Arthrodermataceae.